AUGGAAAAACAUUUGAAUAUCUCGGGCCUGGAAGCACAAAUUGAAACACUGCUAGCUAAGAAAGAGUUUAAGUCAAGAAAUGACAUGCGUCUUUACCUCAAAAACAUACAUCUACUCAUCAACAAAUAUGAACUUGAAUUGUAUCAAUCACACGAUGAAAAAGCACAAAACAAAGUGAAUGACUACAGAGAAAUGGCAAAUAAGAUAUUUCUCUUGAACAAAAACAUCAAAUCCGAUGAAAAAGAAAGUCAAGAAACAUACAAAGAAGAAGGAAUUGAAACACUUAAGAUGCUAAAUACACAGCUUAUGUUAGCGGACAUAAAUCAGAAGCAAUUGGAGAAAGGCACAAUCAAAAUUGAAUCUCUAGACUACACGAAUACUGAUAUUUUGAGAGAAAUCCAAAAAGCAAAUACGAAAAUCAAAACACUAAAAGAUAAAGAACGUGGUGAAGUGUCACAGAUUAAGCGAGCAUAUAAGUUUUUGCUGCUGAUUUGCCUGCUAAUACUGUGUGAUAAAAUAUAUAUUAGAUUUAUCAGGCCAAGUAUAAAUCUAUACAGGAGAUUUAAACCAAUCAACAAUGAUGAAACAGGUGCCAACAGUCUACAUGAUGCUGAAAGAGAAGAAUUGUAA
Enterospora canceri is the source of this 630-nucleotide messenger RNA. The record is from the annotation of a GenBank genome assembly. NCBI's taxonomy places the organism in Eukaryota, Fungi, Microsporidia, Enterocytozoonidae.